Molecule: messenger RNA, 1527 nt
Organism: Zymoseptoria tritici IPO323
Lineage: Eukaryota; Fungi; Ascomycota; Dothideomycetes; Mycosphaerellales; Mycosphaerellaceae
Exons: 2
Coding region: 79-1527 (482 amino acids)
Source: RefSeq, a predicted model, not a curated record
ACCGUCAAAGAGGAAUCUAUCCGUACGAAUGCCGUCUGAGAUGAUUUUGCCGUCGACGACUGCCUGAAGAGUGCCAGCAUGGAUCCUUCCACGGAGUCUCGCAUACCAGAGCUGGGAGAUGUGAACCUCGCAUUACUCGUUUCUCUGGUGGCAGGGGAGCACUGCAUCUUCUCCACGGUGGUCGAAUCGGUCAAGAACCUCCAAGAAGAGAUCCGCGUCUCUUGCGAGCGAACAUUUGGCAUACAGCCUGCCGUGAUCGAAUGCACGUCGAAGACUACAGUGGACGAAUUCAACGAAAGUCUGCUUGUUGAAGUUGAUGAUGAAUUUGAAGAUGCGUCCGAACGACGAGAUGGCACUAAAUUGCCUACUUUCGAAUUCGACCUCUCUCCUCCGGCAGAUCGAACCCCUGGAAGAUUCGAAAGCAUCGGCAAUACGCUCGACGAUCGACGAAUAGCUGAUAUAGUCAUUGCCACGGGCCUGGACACUGCCGAGGAGAGUGUACAAGUUCAGGCCUUUGAGCUUCUGCGGUCACGACGAAUCUUUACCCGCGCUUCUAUGCAUCUGGCGCCCAAGGACUUGCUCUUCGUUGUGAUCCUGUCUAGGCCCACGGCCAGGCUAUCGCGGCACCUGAAUGACAUGUUCUGCAUGUCUCACGUCCACAUGGAUGAAGACGGGCUGCCAUAUACCGACGGUGUCAUACAGAAACACGAUGCGCCCACGCUACAACUUAAGGACCUUAGCUAUCUGCGAGAGCUAGCCGCGAACGUGUCUUUGACAGCCGAGAUGGCCCAGUACUUGCACAAUGUCGUGAUAUUCAUGCGCAACAGCCGCUACGUCAAAGGUGGAGUCACCGCAGCAGCUACCAGGCAAUUCCGAGUCCUCAGCAUGGCCCUUGCUCCACUUCACGGAUUGACGUAUGUGCCGCCUUCCCUUGUGGCACUGGCCGCACGGAAGGUCUACCUGCAUCGCUUGGUUCUGGCCACUUCGCAGAACGAGAAAAGCUUGCUAUGGGGCAGCGACCCGGAAGCGAUCGAGGAACUGCUUGACGUGCAGCUUCCAACUUUCCUCGCCUGCCUCUUCUUCAUGGGCUUCGUCGUCACAGCCUCCUCAUGGUCCAUUACCUUCUACGAGUCGAAGGCCGAUUGCAAGGGUAAGGGAGAUCGCGAGCGCUACACUUCUUACGUCGGCUCCAAGUACAACUACUGGACCCUCGCCGGUACCAAGGACCGCGAUUCCGGGGAUUGUCAGCAAACGAGGGAUGGUGGACACAACUUCGAGGACUGCAACUCCGGCCCACUCGACACGCACAAGCUGUACUUCACAGUCGGAUCCGGCACCCACUGUCGCUUCUCUUGGACCGCCGGUUUCUUCAUGCCAAGCGACCUCAGGGGUACAAUGCCAGGGGACGAGGGCAAGUGCUGGUCUAUGACUAGUGCGAUUGGAAGAAUCCCAGACGAAUUCUACUUUCAGUGCGGAGUGAUUGAUGAUCCUUAUUGGAACACGGCUGGCGGAGGUGGUUCGUCGUGA